CGCGCGGACCUGCACACUUUGCAAAAGUAGUUUUGGCGAUUGUUGCUCGGGCGGCCGGCGCCGGGACAUUGCAGGGUGCGCGCGCGCGCGCGCGUGUGUGUGCGCGUGUGUGUGUGUGUGUGAGCGUGUGUGUGUGUGUGUGUGUGUUGGGAGAUUAGGACGCGACUUGAAUAUUUAUGAGCUUUGCUCUACACGGACUCGCCGUGUUUACUUGGCUCUUUGUUCCCCCCUCCCCCGGCACACAUUCACACUCCUUCACACACGCACCCCGGCCUGCAAACUUGCACGGCUCGGGGCGCGCCGCCGGGUGGCCUCGGCCCCCGCCCCGCCCCGCGAGCUGCCCUGAUGCGGCGGCAGCCACAGAACGGAGACCUCAGCAAGCUCCACGAACGGCAGCCCCGGAUCGCCGCGCUCAGCGACAAACAAGCUCUGGGCACCAUCUCGGCUGUGCCCGGUGUGGGCCUCCCCGUCAGCUCCCUGCAGAGGUUGGCCGGGCACGGAGCGGCAGUGCUACCUCAGGUUAGGCCAAAGACCCUGAUCCCGGACAGCCUCCCCGUGGCGCCGGGCCGGGAGCGGCCCCCCAAGCAGCCCCCGGCGUUCCCCAAGGGCACCGCGGUUGGCGUCAAGAACCCCAGCCCCGCCCUCCCCACCGCCAACAGCACCGCGGGCCAUGGCGGGCAGCCCCGGGCCCUCGCCGAGCCCGCGGCCGUCGGCUGUCCCCUGAGCGGCGCGGGGGUGGCCUACGCCAUCAUCUCCAGCACCCCCAGCAAUGCCGGCGCUGUGGCCCCCGGCUCCGCCGUGGCCGUGCUCAGAGAAAGCAUCAAAGUGCAGCCGCUUCUCAUCAGCAGCGACAGCAAGGUCAUCAUCCUCCAGCCCCCCGUGCAGACGCAGCCCGAGGGCCCGGCCCAGCCGCGGUCGCCCCCCGAGGAGCCGCCCCAGGGAGCCCCGGACAAGCAGCCCCCGGGCCAGGAGACCCCCGAGAAACUCGCCUUCAUGGUGGCGCUAGGCCUGGUCACGACGGAGCAGCUGGAAGAAAUCCAGAGCCGGCGGCAGGAGCGCAAGCGGAGGAGCACAGCCAACCCUGCCUACAGCGGCCUCCUGGAGACAGAGAGGAAGCGGCUGGCGCCCGGCUACCUCAGCACCCCGCUGCCCCUCACAGCCAGAGCCAAUGAGGAGCCCUGCUGGAAGAGUGAACUCGCCCAUGACGAGCACUGUGCCGUGUGCAAGCGAGGGGCCGACCUCCAGCCGUGCGGCACCUGCCCGGGGUCCUACCACCUCGGCUGCCUGGAGCCCCCCGUUAAGACGGCGCCCAAGGGGCUGUGGAUGUGCCCCAAGUGCCAGCAGAAGGCCCUGAAGGACGAGGGCGCGCCCUGGAGCGGGAUGCUGGCCGUCGUGCACUCCUAUGUCACCCACAAGUCAGUCAAAGAAGAGGAGAAGCAGAAGCUGCUGCAGAGAGGCGGCGAGCUGCACGCCGAGCGCCAGCAGCUGGAGGCGCGGGACCGGCGCCUGGCCUCGGCCGUGAAGAAAUGCCUGGAGCUCAAGAGCAGCCUGCUGGCCCGGCAGCGGGGGGCCCAGUCCACCCUGGGCCGCCUGCGAGCGCUCCUGCGGCUCAUCCGGGGCACCGUGACCAGCGCCAGCGCCGCCCCACUGCUGCCCAUGGCCUGGACCAAGCCGGCCGCGCUGCCCGUGCACUCGGCCCUCCAGCACCCCCCGGGCCACAACUGACGCCCCGGAAAGCCACAGGGACGCUCGGCACAAGGCCCGGGGGUCCCGUCCGCCUUAACUCAGAAACGCUGUGAAUUCCAGACGCGAACUGCCGCCGGCCGGCCGGGGCGGAGGAGGCGGGCUCGGGGGUCCGGGGAGGGCACCCCCGAGGGAGGGAGCAAGGCCCCCCGGGCCCUGGCCAGAGCUGCAGGCAGCAGUCUGGGCCCCGCCGGUCAGUAUUAGGGGCCGCGGCCCCGUCGCUGGAAGGGCUCCUGGGCCGGGCGCCCCGCACCCCUGCACUCGGAGCCUCGCCCCCCCCUCCCCGCACCCCACCCCCACCCCACGUCGCCAGUGCAGACACGAAGCCAAAAACGACCUUUUUCCCUUUUUGUGAGGCGUUGGGUUCCGGGAGGGGCCCGUGGCCGGGGAGGUGGGGGGCCGCUGCUGGCCGUUGCCUGCCCAGAGUGGUCCCUGCGCAGGGGCGAGGGGACCCUCCCCUUCGAGGGGGCAUGCUGCCAAACUGGAGGGAUCCACUUCCUGUGAUCCCGAGACCCCCCCAGAGAGACCAAACCGAUCUGUCAAGGGCCCCCCGCGCCCCCCCGCCCCCCCCCCAGCCCCGGCUCCUCAGCCACCAGCAGCCCCAGGACUUAGCACAACAGGAUCGUCACGUCCGCCCCCGCCCCGACUCCCCGCAUAUCACAUGGUGCCGAACCGCUUAGAACACGUGUGUGCCGGGGGCUCCUGCCCCACACGCAGACAGGUCAGAGGGAGGAGGCGGCGGGCCCCCCCGCAGCCCCGGGCCCUCCCGCCCUCCUGAGCCGGGAGAAACUGUGCUGUAUGAUACAGAGCUAUUUUAAUACACCGACACUGGGUUGAACAAGAUUUUUCUAUUCUUUUACGGAAGAGCAGAGUGUGCCCGAGCCCUGCCCGCCGCCCGCUCGGCGUCCAUGUCUGAGGUUCGUUUCCCGUCUGGUUUGUCUUCUCGGAUGGACUGAAUUCAUUUUCUUUCUUUCUUUUUUUUUUUCCCCCCUUUUUCCAACGUGCUGAGAGGCGAGGAGAGGCCCAGCCCGGGAGGGGCCGCUGCUGACUUCCUCGAGACUCCGUUUUCCGUUGCUUUCUUUCUCCCGAGUGGGCUGGGGCUCGGGGCGGGGAAGGGCCAGCCCGGGCUAGUGAGGUAGAGAGAGUGUUUGUCUUCGCUAAGCUGAUGUAGUUUUCCUGCUGUGAGACGCAUUAAACUCAUGGAUGG
Molecule: messenger RNA, 2950 nt
Organism: Sorex araneus (European shrew)
Lineage: Eukaryota; Metazoa; Chordata; Mammalia; Eulipotyphla; Soricidae
Gene: PHF21B
Product: PHD finger protein 21B
Exons: 13
Coding region: 346-1725 (459 amino acids)
Source: RefSeq, a predicted model, not a curated record